This is a messenger RNA of Saccostrea cuccullata (small rock oyster), 762 nucleotides long. RefSeq lists its product as uncharacterized. NCBI's taxonomy places the organism in Eukaryota, Metazoa, Mollusca, Bivalvia, Ostreida, Ostreidae. The record is from RefSeq and is a predicted model, not a curated record. The transcript has 2 exons. The coding region runs from base 1 to 762 and encodes 253 amino acids.
AUGAGAUUUCCUGGAGGGGAGUUACAAACCUCCAUGAUAAAUGAACUGAUCGUAAAAGCAAUUAACAGUCAAGCUUUCAUAGGGGCUUUUGCUCCUCUCAUUGCUUCGGCAAUUACCCCCCAUAGUCAGGUGAUAGUUCAGAGUUGCAUUCAACCAAUCUUAAGCUCCAUUCAAGAACAACAAAAAGACAUAGAAGAUCAAAACGAACAGAUACAAUCACUGAAAGAAAUAAACUCUGAUCUCAAACAAAGGGUCGAUGACCUUGAAUGCGGUCUGGAUAAUCUGGAGCAGUACGGACGCAGAACAUCAUUACGAUUCCACAAUGUACCGAUACCAGCUCCAGGUUCAGAGGACGAGGAGGAGGUGGCCCCAGAUACUGAUGCUUCAGUGAUCAAAAUAUGUGAAGGGAUGGGAGUUACCAUCAGCCCAGAAGACAUCAACCGCUCGCAUCCGAUUGGACGUCCAAACAAAAAUAACAAAAUACAAAUUAUCUGUAAAUUCCAAAGCUGGAAAAUAAAAAAACCAAAGUGUACAGUGCCAAAAAAAAAAACCCUAAAAAACAACGCAGACAGAAUUUUCUUCAGAAAAGACAUAACUAAAUAUAGACAAACAAUCGUGUCGAAAAUCAUCCAAGCAAAAAAUACCAAAGUUGUACAUAGCUUUUGGACAUACGAUGGCAGAAUCUACAUUAAGUUUGAACUGCAAGGGACCAGAUUCGAGAUGACAUCUCUAGAUCAACUUGAUUAUUUAUUAAACCGUUAA